CAUAUAAAAAGCGGCGUGUCUCCCUCUGAAAGUCACACACUUAGUUGCCAGUCGUUCAGCGCGAUAAACGCUUCACCAAAUCGACACAAUGAGAGAACCCAAGGAUCUGGCUGAGUUCAGGCAAAUCCUGAAGGAUGCUGGAGACAAGCUGGUUGUGGUGGAUUUCACCGCCACCUGGUGCGGCCCCUGUAAAAUGAUUGGUCCACAGUUUGCGGAACAAGAGUCGAAGCCUGAGAACGCUAACGUGAUUUUCCUGAAGGUGGAUGUGGAUGAAGCUGAGGAUAUAAGUAAGGAUUGCCAGAUCAGCUGCAUGCCCACCUUCCACUAUUACAAGAACGGAGUCAAGGUGUUCGAGUUCUCCGGCGCCAACAUCGACACGUUGAUUCUAAACCUGGAAGUACACAGAAAAUAAAAUCCCAGCGACCGAUCCACGCUCCCCCGUUGUGUUCCUCCCACAGGAGCCCCCGUCGCCCCCCCUGUACAUGCCGAAGAAAUUCCAGUGACACUGAAUCAGGUCUUCUGUUCCUCACAGGCAAUAGUUGUGAGUGCCAUCGUCACGACGACGUACUACUCGUCCUGUUCACCGUUAGUUUUGACUGGCUGACGUUAGAUUAAACCCGAUGCGCACUUUUAAGUCUGUUUUUAUAUCCUCACUCCUGAACUUCCGUUUGUACGUCGUGUUCAACAAGGUGGAUUUAAUAAACGAUGAAGAUUGGUCACUGGAA
Messenger RNA from Pseudoliparis swirei, 725 nucleotides. It is a transcript of the gene txnb, whose product is annotated as thioredoxin. Gene Ontology annotation, molecular function: protein-disulfide reductase activity. Bases 89 to 412 code for a protein of 107 amino acids. The transcript has 5 exons. The record is from RefSeq and is a predicted model, not a curated record. NCBI's taxonomy places the organism in Eukaryota, Metazoa, Chordata, Actinopteri, Perciformes, Liparidae.